AUGGUCCGUCUAAGGGAAAUCCCAAGGACGGCCACCUUUGCCUGGUCUCCUGGUGCUGCAUCUCCAUUGAUUGCCACUGGAACUCGGGCGGGUGCUGUCGACGUCGAUUUCUCCAACAAGACUUGCCUUGAGCUUUGGGAUCUUGGCCUGGAUCGCGAAGAUGCCAGCGAGGAGCUACACCCGGUGGCCAAGAUCGAUACCGAUGCUGGUUUCAAUGAUCUAGCAUGGUCCGAUUACGACGAUACCAAGCGCGGUGUUAUUGCGGGUGGUCUUGAGAAUGGUGCAUUGGAUUUGUGGAGCGCUGAUAAGCUUCUUGCAGGAUCGAGUGAUUCUUUGAUGUCGCGAACAACAAAGCACUCGGGUGCCAUCAAGGCCCUUCAAUUCAACCCUAAGCACUCAAACCUCCUGGCCACCGGUGGCGCGAAAGGAGAGCUCUUCCUCUCCGAUCUGAACAACGUCGAUAACCCCUUCCGAUUGGGUAACAAUGCCGCUCGCACAGACGACAUUGAGUGUUUGGACUGGAAUAAGAAGGUCGCUCACAUUUUGGUCACUGGUAGCAGUGCCGGUUUCGUGACUGUAUGGGAUGUUAAGACGAAGAAGGAGAGCCUGACUCUCAACAACAUGGGCCGGAAGGCUGUUAGCGCCGUUGCUUGGGAUCCCGAGAAGCCUACCAAGCUGAUCACUUCAACUCCUCUCGAGUCGGACCCGAUGAUCUAUGUUUGGGAUCUGCGUAACUCGCAUGCUCCCGAGCGGACAUUGAAGGGCCACGAGUCCGGUGUGCUUUCACUUUCUUGGUGCGCCCAUGAUCCGGAUCUCCUCCUCUCUUCCGGCAAGGAUAACCGCAACAUCUGCUGGAACCCGCAAACUGGUGUGGCCUAUGGCGAAUUCCCCGUUGUCACCAACUGGACCUUCCAGACCCGCUGGAACCCGCACAACCCCAACUUCUUCGCUACUGCAUCAUUUGACGGCAAGAUCUCGGUCCAGACUCUCCAGAACACCCGGACCGAUACCUCACAAGCCAUUGAUGACCAGAACCAGGCUCUAGACGGCGAGGACUUCUUCGCCAAGGCCCAGUCCCAGCCUCAAGUCUCCAAGUUCUCACUUCCUAAGCCUCCUCGCUGGCUCGAGCGUCCCUGUGGCGCUUCCUUUGGCUUUGGCGGUCGCGUAGUCUCCAUCGGUGUUUCCGACAGUGGCUCGCGCUCCUCUAAAAUUAAGAUUACGCCGUUCGAAGUCGAUGAGAGUGUCGGCAAUGCGACAGAAAGCUUCGAGGCUGCCUUGAAGGAGGGUGAUCUCCGCAGCCUUUGCGAGACUCGUAUCGCGGGUGCUUCAAAUGAGGAGGAGAAGGCUGACUGGACUGUUAUUGAAGCUUUGCUUUCCGAGAACCCCAGAAAGGGCUUGGUUGAGUACCUGGGCUUCCAGGACCAAUCAGCUGACGAAGCUGCCGAUAGCCUGUCAAAGCUUGGCUUGGGUAAGAAGGACGACGAGGAGACCAACGGCACUGCCGAGAAGAAGGCUGGGGGCAAGAAACAUAAACGUCUUCAAUCUAUGUUUGACGGUACCCCGGAUACCGAUAACUUCCUUUCAGAGCUCGCUGCGUCAAAGGGUGCCCAGACCAACAACCCAUUCCAGAUCUUCAGUGGCUCGGAAACCGAGGCUGAGCAGAAGAUUACCCGAUCUCUGCUCCUUGGAGAAUUCGAGAAGGCUCUCGACGUUGCUCUUCAAGAGGACCGCAUGUCGGAUGCCUUCAUGAUUGCUAUUUGUGGUGGUCAGAAGUGCAUUGCUAAGGCCCAGGAAUACUACUUCUCCAAGCAGACUGGUGGACCUAACUACAUGCGCCUACUUGCUUCAAUUGUGGGCAAGAACCUUUGGGAUGUCGUAUAUAAUGCCGACCUUUCUAAUUGGAAGGAGGUUAUGGCUGCGUUGUGCACUUUUGCUGAUCAGAAGGAUUUCCCUGACCUCUGUGACGCUCUCGGAGACCGUCUUGAGGAGCUUGUCGACAGCAGUGACGACAAGAGCGCUCGCAAGGAUGCCUCAUUCUGCUACCUUGCCGGUUCCAAGCUUGAGAAAGUUGUCGCAAUCUGGGUUGAGGAGUUGCGGGAGAAUGAGCAGAAGGGCAUCGAGAGCGAUGCAGAGAAUUCCAGCUUCUCCAUUCACGUCCGCGCUUUGCAGGGUCUGAUCGAAAAGGUGACUAUUUUCCGCCAGGUCACCAACUUCCAGGAUACCGAGCGGACCAAGGAGUCUGGGUGGCGCCUCAGCAACUUGUACGAGAAGUACGUUGAGUAUGCGGACGUCGUCGCCACGCACGGUCGUCUUCAAGUUGCCCAGAAGUAUCUCGACCUUGUGCCUGAGAAGCAUCCCGAAGCUGAGGUGGCUCGCAACCGCAUCAGACUUGCCACAAGACAGGUUCCGCAAAAGGCACAGGCCGCUGCUGCUGCCACGGCACGAGGCAACUUCAAACCCCUGCCCCAGCAGCCCAAUGUCUACCCGCCACAGCAACCCUUCACACCUGCAGCCCCUGCAGUUGCUGCGCCGCAGAACCCUUACGCUCCUACUCAAUCGCCUGUCAACCCAUAUGCUCCCCCAGCAGCAACGGCACCGUAUGGAGCGCCGCAACAACAGCCGCAGCAGUCGCAGCAGCCACCAGUGAACCCCUACGCACCCCCGGCCGCUGCUCCUGCCAACCCUUAUGCUUCGCUUUCCGGUAGCAGUGGCUACCAGCCUGCCGGGUACCAGCCAGCUCAAGGUGUGAAGCCUGUAUCCUACGCCCCGCAAUCCCAGUUUGGACAGCCAGCGACCACCGGUGUUCCCCCUCCCCCGCGCGCGACUAACCAGUCCCCCGCCAACACCAUCACUACCUACACAACGGCCACCGGACUCCCUGCGUGGAAUGAUCUGCCAGAGGGUUUCACGAAGGCAUCAGUAUCGCGUCGUGGUACUCCUGCUGCCCCAGCUGCUAUCAGCUCCCCUUUCCCCAACCAGUCCCCCCCUCUUGUCCAAGGCCCUCCGAUGGUGCCUGGCCAGCGUGCGCCAUCUGUUCCCCCUCCACCCAAGGCUGGUACUCUUCCGCCUCGCGUGUCCUCGCCCCUGACGUCGAAUGUUGCUCCCUCUCCGCCACCCCCAGUCAACCCAUAUGCAGCUCUGCCCACGUCUCCACCAGUAGGCCACAUGGCCCCCCCUCCUGGAUCAAUUCCUCGGGGUCCCUCGCCUUACAAUGCCCCGCCAAGCAUGCCCCCGCCGUCAAACCGGUACGCACCUAGCCCGGCUGCUCAAGCUGCGAACCCCCAAUUGCAGAACCGCGGGCCGAUGCCUCCUCCCCAGGCUGGCGCAUCGCCGUAUGCACCCGCAGCGGCGGCUCAGGCCCCGCCGCCUAACCCAUAUGCAUCCGUUCCUCCGCCAAACCAAUAUGCAUCUGCUCCUCCGCCAAACCAGUAUGCAUCUGCCCCGCCGCCUCCAGCUGCUGCAGUCCCUCCCCCACCCCGAGCUGCGGUUCCUCCUCCACCUCAAGGUUCUCGACCUGGUACAGCCCAGUCCCAGGCACCCACUCCUCCACCAGCUGCGGCACUCAAGUAUCCCGUUGGAGACCGUUCUCACAUUCCUCCCAACGCCUUGCCCAUCUACGAGAUCCUCAACCCCAAAAUCCAAUACCUUGAGCCUCGUGCCCCGGAGAAGUUCAAGAAGCAGACCCAAAGGUCCGCGAACUGCUUGAACGAGAUCUUUGAUCGUCUGAACAGCGAGACCUUCAAGCCCGAGACUGUGCAGAAGCUAGUCGCUUUGGCGCAAGCGGUUGAGGCGCGCAGAUACGACGUUGCUCUCAAGACCCACAGCGAUUUGCUGGUCAAUAACAAUGACGAGUUUAGCGGCCUGCAGAUUGGUGUGAAGUAUCUGAUUCAGAUGUGCUCAGCCACCUGGCGACCUGAGGAGGCACCCUCCCAGUCCCAGAUUCUUUAG
This is a messenger RNA of Penicillium verhagenii, 3948 nucleotides long. RefSeq names its product putative protein transport protein (SEC31) (gene sec31). The transcript has 5 exons. NCBI's taxonomy places the organism in Eukaryota, Fungi, Ascomycota, Eurotiomycetes, Eurotiales, Aspergillaceae. Gene Ontology annotation, molecular function: protein binding; structural molecule activity. The record is from RefSeq and is a predicted model, not a curated record. The coding region runs from base 1 to 3948 and encodes 1315 amino acids. Gene Ontology annotation, cellular component: COPII vesicle coat; endoplasmic reticulum exit site. Gene Ontology annotation, biological process: endoplasmic reticulum organization; endoplasmic reticulum to Golgi vesicle-mediated transport; intracellular protein transport.